UUUUAUUUUGAUUAAUCAAAACCCUCGUAUUCUCCGAUUCCUAUUUGGAGGGUUGAUUUUUCUCCUUUUCUGUUAUCUUCCCCGAAACGUCUUCACUCUUUUUUGUUUUUUUCAAUCCUGGUUUCAAGUACUUCUGUCCAUUGAGUAUAGAUUAUCUAAUCAAAUGUUCAAAAGGACGUUUUAAGGAGACCGCUGUCCUUUUGUUUGAAUAAUGAUUAAUUUUUUUGUGGAUUUGAAAAGUGAAAUGUUUGCAUCUGUGCUAAUCUCUGAUUUUAAUAUGUAAUUAAUUCAUUUUUUUUUCUUUCGGCUUAUAAUCUGACGUGGCUGUUUCAAUAGUAGUAGUUAGUCAUCGAUGAUUGUAAUUUUAGGUCAACUUGUUAUUGUGUAACUCACAGUCUAAUUGAUGGAUUUGGGCUUCAGUUACUUUUAUUGAUUGCUGCGUUAGCUAUCGUUUAUAUAGUUUUUUUUUUUUAGAUUUCGAUAUUAAUGACAGUAUUAAGAUGAGAGUGUUGAGGCUUAGCUUUCUAGAUUAUUUUGAUUAUGAAAUUCUUACUGGGUUUUAUGAUAACCCACCCAUGAUAUGGAUCUAGUUUGAUAUUUUCAUGAUCAAUUAGUGCACUUCCUUUUGUUUUUUUCUGCUUUUCUUGAAUUUAUUGAGGACUAAUUAAGGAGAUGGGUAGUUUUGUCGUGUUGUGCUGUCUGCAGGUGCUAACUACCCGUAGCAAUAACUUUUCUUGGUGCUAAAAGACUAUGAGAAACUGACUGAUUUUAGUCAUUGAAAAUAAUAAAUUUGCUAACUUGGUUUCAGUAAUUAUUGGGGUUGGAUUUGAAGGCAACUCAGGAUAUUUUGUUGGGAAUUAAUCCAUGAAUUAUUUUUGUUAAGGUAUUGAAAAGGGUUGUGAACGUGCAAACUUUGAAGUGAUGCCGGUGUCAGGAAAUGAAGAGGCUGGGGUUAAACCCCUUGCAUGGCAGUCCAGUCUUAACAUUGCAGGUGUUCCUAUCAAGAAAAGGAGGUUCAUUCGGCCUCCUUCGCCUCCACAAGAAGAACAAUCUGUGCCACUGGUGGAAAAAGAUUCUGUGCAGAAAGAACCUGGCAGAACAUUUGUGGAGUCAACUCUGUCCAAUGCUAGUGUUACAGCAAGUUCUGAUUUAUGCAAUCCAUGUGAGGAUUCUGUACCUGAAGAAAAUAAGAACAGGUUGGACGGCAUUGUGCUGAUGAACAUUGCUAACUGCUCGGUAGUUAAAGUUCAAGAACUGAACCAAACAGUCCAGUCUGAUUCUUUGGCUGAAUUUGGAAAAGAAGAGAAGCGUCUGGUGGCAGAAAAGUCUGGCAAAGCGCAGCUGAUUUCAGCAAAAAAUGAGUUGAAUAUAGAAGACAGUAAAGGUAAAGAGAUACACAGCCAACAAAUAUCAGAAGGAAAGUGUAAAUCAGAGACACCUAUAGUUUCAGAAACUUCUCAGUUUUCUUUAGGUUUAAAGGAACAUGAUGUUUUGUCAUUCGAAUGUUAUAGCAAUGUUGGUAGUCAAAAUCAUGAAAAUGUAGGAGCUGUUUCAUCGAAUUUGUCUUUAAGCAAGGGUGAGACCGGUAUUCAGCACAAAAUGUACAAUAUUCUGGCUACUGGCAGCACUGAUCUACGGACUAACAGAUCAAACUGGGACUUGAAUACUACUGCGGAUACAUGGGAUGGUUCUACCAAUGAUGAACAUGCAGCUCAAGUAACUGCUGAUGCGUGGAACAGAGUUGGUGUUAUACAUGAUAUUACUACAGGAGUAAUUGGAACUGGUAUUGCUAAAGAAAGGCAACUCCUUGAUGGGAGUGAGUGCAGAUCUAGUUUUCCCCAAACAUUCUCAGAGUGUGCCAAGGAGUGUACUUCUGAGGAUUCUCUUCAUCUACGUCUCAGUGCAUCAUUUCCUUCAAUUAACUUAAGCAAGGAAUCUUCCAGCUCUUCUGCUAACAAAGAAAGCCGGGUUAUUCCUAAUACUAGCUUGCCUGGUGUCUUGUUGUCAGCAGGCAAUGCAACCAUGGAUAGCUCUAGGACCAUAAAAUCAGAACCUUUUGAUGGGAGCCUCAAACAUGAUCUUAGAGGAGCUAAAGUCAAUCAAUGUGAUUUUUUUGUGAAGCGUGAGUUGGUUGAGAAGGGUAGUCCAGAAACCUCAAAGUCCUCAGCUUUUGUCUCUCUGAAAUUAGCUGGUCAGGGUUUCAUAAAACCCGAACCAUUUCCUGAUGGUAAACCAGAAAUUCCCAGGAUGAUAGAGGGGGUGUCAAUCCAACCUGAUAAACAAGUGCUACAAGGCCAGGAUACUGGAGGGCAAGCUCCUUGCUCGACUAGUAAACAAGUGCUGCAAGGCCAGGAUACUGGAGGGCAAGCUCCUUGCUCGACUAGUAAACAAGUGCUGCAAGGUCAGGAUACUGGAGAAGCUUCCUGUUCAACAAAUGACUGGGCGAGGGAAGGUCAAGAUAUCUUAGCAAAACCUACUUGUUCAACAGGUUUGUCUAUAAGUGGCAAUGCGUCAGAAUGUUUAGAGCAUACCACAUGUGCUGAAGGUGUGCUUCUUAGGAAGGAGAUUGUAAAGGAAGCAUGUGAAAGUGCUGGGCAGGUUUCUUCAGCAAUGGUUUGUAUACCUGUGGGUCACAGUGGCAAUGAAUUAAAUGCUUCUGUUAUGAUAGAUACUGCAAUUACCGAGGGCAGAAAUGUGGAUAUUCCUGAGCAGUGCGAACUGAAUUUUACAGAGGAAGUCCCUGCACGUUCACAUGGAAAUGGUGAGGGUUCAGUAACUGAUGAGGAAAAGAUCAACUUGUCUGGUGAUAUGCUAGAAGAAGAUACGUAUGGCUCUGGCUAUGAGUCUGACGGUCAUUCUAUGGCUAUGGAUAUUGAAGAAGAGCAUCGAGAACAUGAGUAUGAAGAUGGUGAGGUUCGAGAUCUGCACCUGCAGGCUGUGACAGGGUGUCAGAAAUUUCAGGGAAAAGAUGUUGGUCAUGGUAAUUGUGGUAAUUCUGAGCAUGAAAAGGUAAACUCUGAACUUGCUGGUGAUGAUCAUCAUAUUUCAUCCCAUGUUGAGGAAAAUGACUGUAAAAUAAAAGUUUCUGAAAACAAUGAAGAUACUGUGAAAGAAUGUAUCACUACAACCACUGAAGAUGCUGGUAAUGCUAUUAUGAAAAAAUCAUCAACAGUUGAGAUUCCAUCUUGUGGGGAAGAUCAAGAGAGGGCCACCACAAUCAUUCAAAGAAAAUCACCCGACACAUCUGGACAGAAAGAUGAUCUGAUGGGCCAGGGGGCAGAUUUGUCACCUGGACAAGACAUUACUGGAGGUCAAGAAACUUUAGUUUCUAUUGAGCAAGGUUCAGACAAGAACAUUAAAAUAAUUGAUGUGGAAAAGAAUGAGUUGCCUGAGGUAGAAGCAUCUUUAAAUGGUCGUGAUAUGGCUAAGGACGUCAGCAGUGGCCGGAGUAGGAUUAUUAACUUGUCUCGAGCUUCUAAUUCAUCAUCUCCUGGCAAGACAAGAUCUAUAUCAGGCAGGACUUUGCCAUUACAUCGAGAAAGAUUACCUGAUGUGCUGCUUGAGGGUGGUAAAUUGCAUCCCCGAGGGAGGGAUGAAAAUUAUAUUGAUGGCCCUCGCAGAUUCUCAAGAGAGAGGCAUCAAGAGCAUUUUCCCAGAAACUCUAGAAUGAAUUUUGUCCGUGGUAGAGGGAGGAUGUCCAGUCGGAUUGACACUCUACGUGGUGACAGGGAUUCUGAACGUAACUAUGCUUCAGAAUUUUAUGGUUCAUCAGAUUUUGCUGUUCGCAGACAUAAAUAUGCUUCUGCUGUUGGCGAGGCAGAUUCUUCUGUUAAUUAUAAUAUUGGACCGGAUGGUGCAUUUGUAGGUACUGCUCGGGGAGGGAGAAAAUUAUUGGAUGAUGAGACACCAGUUUUCCGCCAUGUACCCUCAAGGAGGCGGUCUCCUAGAGGGAGAUAUGGACCCGCUGCUCGGGGCACUCAAAUGCUGCAUAGAGUUCCUCGAAAUGUUGGGGAAGAUGGUUCUGAAGUUACUGGAGUAAGGCAUGCUGAGAACAUGAGGGGAUUCCCUGAUGAUGGUACAGAUCAGGCAUUUACACGUCCCCGACCUUCAUAUGAAGGGUUAGAUGGUCAUUUUGUCCAAGGGACUAGGAACUAUUCAUCUGUUCAGAGAAGGACUCCUCCCCAAAUCCGUUCAAAAUCUCCAAUUAGAUCUCGUUCUCCUUGUCCAUGGUCAUCUGCCAGAAGAAGAUCUCCAGAUGGGUUUGGUGCAACCUCAGAAUUUUCUAGUCGGAGAUCACCAAUUUACAGGAUAGGGAGGGUCAGAUCACCUGACCAUCCUGGUUUUCCCAGGGAAAUGGUUGUCAGGAGGAAUGGUUCCCCACCAUUCUUAUCUCGACCUAAUGAUACAAGGGAAAUGGAUCUUGGUCGUGAUCACGGCCAUCCAAGGUCUAUCAUCUCUAAUAGGGACCAAACAGGAAGGGUUUUGCUCAGAAACGGUAGGAGAUUUGGUAUUACAGAUCUUCGAGAAAGGAGGGAUGGAGAUGAGUUCUUUGGAGGCCCCAUGCACUCUGGCCGAUUUCAAGAGCUUGGUGGUGAUGGAAAUGUCGAAGAUAGAAGAAGGUUUAGUGAGAGGCGGGGACCUGUCAGGACAUUUAAGCCUUUUAACGGUGCUGACGGUGAAAAUUUUCGUCUUAAUCCAGUGGAUGGCCCUAGACCUCUUAGGUUCUUUCCAGAAGAUGAUCCAGAGUUCCAUGAGAGAGCUAAUUUGAGGGAAAGAGAGUUUGAUGGACGGAUUAAGAACUGUCCUGGAAAUGCACCCAGAAGACCCAGAAGCAUUGAAGAGCGGGCAGGAAAUUACAGGCAUGGUGGUCAUGUGUUGUGUGAUGAUGGGUUUGAUGAUAUUUCACGAAUGAAGAGGAAAAGGUUUUAAUGGUCAAUAGACCAGGGCCCAGGGCUUGUUAUUUUAGAUUAUAUAGGAGACUAGAGGCAGAAUUGCUUGUGGUUACUUACACAGCUGGAUUGAUAAAUGUCAGAUGCCACCUUCAUUUAACACUGAUACUAUUAGCCAUCAGAUGACUGUUCUGUCAUGUACAUAGCUUGUCUCUUUCAGAACUCUAUCCACUGGUUUCUUGUUCUCAAAUUCUGGAUGUUAGGCCACUUUUCGUUUUUCACCUUAGCAAGUUUUAUAGUGUCAUAAUUUUGGCUGCACUUUAUGUUUGGGCGGGAUCAUUGCAGUUAAAAUCAGUGUUCGCAUAUUCUCCAGUGGAUGCCCAAGUUUCUCAAAAGUAUUUUCAGCUUGGCAUGCUGAUUAUGCUUGGUGGGUUGGAGUAGGUAUGCAGCAAGGCGUUGUUGGAACUUGGUCUGAUUCUGAAGCCAUCAAAGAAGCUUUAAUAAAAUCAGUAACUUUCUGUUC
Messenger RNA from Populus nigra (black poplar), 5412 nucleotides. RefSeq lists its product as uncharacterized. The transcript is spliced from 3 exons. The record is from RefSeq and is a predicted model, not a curated record. Bases 922 to 4929 code for a protein of 1335 amino acids. NCBI's taxonomy places the organism in Eukaryota, Viridiplantae, Streptophyta, Magnoliopsida, Malpighiales, Salicaceae.